CUUUUCAUUUCUUGAAUUAAUGCUUUUUUUUUUCAACUCCCUUAUAAAACUAACUUGGUGUUCUUUCCUUCAUUCCCUAUCAACCCUUUUUUUUGAAAAACCAUUUUAGCUAGUGACAACAUUUUAUCUCAUUUUCUUGAAAACUCAAAAGGAAACAUGGCUAAAAAUCCAAAAGAUGCUACUACUUCAAAAAAGUGUUUUUCAGGGAUUUUUCAAAGGCUUCUUUGUGGUGGAAAUCUACCAACACACCCUUGUGAUGAGUUUAAGGAACCAAAUAGAACAACAUUUGAUCAUACAAGUCAAGCAUUACCUUUCAAGGCUGAGGAAAAUAGUAUUAUUGGUAACAAAGUAAUUGGAGGCAAUAGUCCAGGAAUUGUGGCAAGGCUAAUGGGAUUAGACUCAUUACCUCAAGAAGUAGAAAAAAUUAAUUUUGGUUCAUUUUCAAGAAGCAGGUCAGAUAAUUCUCUAGAUUACUUGAUGCACUUUAAUCUAACUCAUCAAAAUUUUCAUCAUAGAAGAGUCAGAACAUCUGCAUCUUUUCGCGAAAUCCCAAAUCUUGAUGAAGAAUUCAAGAGUGAGUUUUUAGUUUUUUGCUUCAAUGAUGAAAAAGAGGAACAGACUUUUAGAAAAUCCAAUCAAGAAAUGAGGACAAAGAAGACUGAAGAUGGCAACAGAAAAGAUGUUCACAAAAAGGGGCAGAACAGAGUUGAUUUUUCUAAAGAAGUUAGUGGAAAACAAAACAAGAUUGCUAAUAAUAAGGUGAAAAAGCAAGUGAAGUUUGAGGAUUAUCCUACCAAAAUGUCUCUUGAAUCUAAGAAGAAGAAGAAGAGAAAGAGCAAAAGUGUAGUGUCUACCAAAAUUCAGCCAUUAUUUAAUAAUUCAGCAGAUUCAAGUCCAAUUCAUCUUCAACAAGCUGCUACUAUCCCUGCAGUCCAGAUUCAUUUACAAGCAUCAAUGCCUUGUUUUGCAUUAUAUUCAGAAGGGAAAAUGCAGCUAAAUUCUAGAAAGUCUCCAGCAAGAGUCACAGAUCUUGAACAUGCAAUCACAAGCAAAGUGGAGAAGCAAAAGGAGAUUAGUAAAGAGACAGAUCAUUACAUAAAAGUGGUUGGAGAAAUUUGUAGAUUAACAGAAGAAAAGUUAAACGAGUCACAUUGGAUAACAGCUAUUAGAACUGGAGAAAACAUCAGGUUUGAAGAUUUAUGCCUAGAAUUUGGACAAGAAGUUCUUGAACUGUUACUAGAUCAGCUAGUCCAUGAACUAGUAAUCUUUGCACAAUGAAUCUUUUUUUCAUGUUUUAAAGACAUGUACUUUUUUCCCACCUUUGAAAGAGUGGUUUUGUUCUGUCAAUACAACUUAUCGAGUUAUCAAGUUGAAUUGCCUUUUGUAAGGAACUUGAAUCAUUCGUUU
Solanum dulcamara is the source of this 1407-nucleotide messenger RNA. RefSeq lists its product as uncharacterized. The transcript has 2 exons. The record is from RefSeq and is a predicted model, not a curated record. Bases 157 to 1278 code for a protein of 373 amino acids. NCBI's taxonomy places the organism in Eukaryota, Viridiplantae, Streptophyta, Magnoliopsida, Solanales, Solanaceae.